GAGUACGGCUUCCGCGGAGAAUAUCGAACGUUACGCAGUGUCGCGGCGACUUUUACCUCGCACGUCGCGGAAAGAGAGAACGCGACGAUCAUCGCACCUCGGGGGCCACGAUUGUUCGGGGAAGAAUUUUUCGAAGCGACUAAACCGCGAAUAAUUUAUCAAACGCCGAGGGAGCGAGUUUCAAGUGGCGAAACUUCCCGAGGGGGUGGCAACUCCUCAACAACGUCGUCCGAAGGGCAGCCAGUCGCGUGCACCUCGACGGAAAUUAUAUUCGCGGAGUAGAAUUUUUCCAAGCGACAAGAUUAUCCAAGAGGGACGAUCGAUAUCGAAGUUAAGGCCUCUGAAGCUUUAAGCCCGUAAGCCAAGCGUAAAAUAGGCCCUGACGUCCACCGGUAAUCACAAAAAUUGGAACAGCGAAGGUAAAGCGGGGUGCGCGUGUUUCGUACCGAUUGUUAAACGACGAAGUGGCGCUUGUCACGCGACUUAAUAAAUGCCAUCGAAAUUAAUGUUCGAGAGAGCGGACAGAACCUUCGUAAAGGAUGCCCUUCGUGCUAAACGAUUCUUUGCGACCUACAUAAGGUCACCUAAAAUCACAAUUGUUAAGUGCUCGUUCCGGCUAAUUACAUAAGUAGCAGAAAUACGUAAUACGUAACGCAAAUAUAUAAAAUAAUGCAAAAUGACAGCGAAAAAUGCAUUUCUUGCAUAAUUAACUUAAUCUUUUCCUUCUCGUUUUAAUUUUACUGUAAAUUAAUAAGUAACAAACUAAUGGAAAUGUAAAUUCUAGAAGCAUUACAAAUUAAUUCAAAGCUAUCGGUAUAAAGUGGAUAAUCAAAUUAGUUAGGGACUAUAUUUGACGUACGUUUCACUUGCUAAAGUUCGUACGCGCGUAAAUUAUUUAUGUCUUGAUGAUAAAUUAAACGAUGGCGAAUGAUGUGCUCGUUAAGGCUUCGUUCUUGCUAAGCAUCGUUCUGUUAACUUUGAGCACAAGCGAGCAAAUACUAUGCUCUGAAAACAGCACGUUACUAGAGACCGCGGGAGACGCCAUUUUAACCGCCUUCGUGGACGCCAAUUAUGGACAAUACUGCAACGUAUCAUCAUUCAAGGGUCUCCAACAAAUUUCAACGAUACUACACGUAGUACGAACUUUGAAUAAAUAUAACUACAUGCCAGGUGUGAAAUUGGGACUAAGAAUCUUCGACACGUGUCACGAUAGGAUUACGGUGUUUAGACGAGUUUUGCGAGUAGCGGUCGAGCAAAGUUGCGCGCCAGAUUAUGAGAUGGGUGUGCUGGUGCCAUCCCAGUACGGGCAUGUGAUAGAUUAUCUACGCGAUCACGGCGGCCUGCCGAUCGGCGUCUACGAGGAGCGGGAUUUUACCGUGGCCGUGAUCGAUAUCCUGGCGCAUUAUCUCAGCGCCCGAUACGAGACCGUUGAUCUGGUGCGCACCAGCGCGGACUCCGUUCUCGAUCGUUUCCUGGAAGUUACCAAGGACGCCGGUGUGUGCGUGAAGCGAAGUGACAGGCGCGUCAACGGUGACAGGUACGCGAACGUCACGGAAACAGUGAUAGUCGCAAUCGGCGAGAGAAAUGACGUGCUACGAUGGCUGGGAGAGAAUGAGGAAUCGAGGGGUUCCAGAGAAACGUGGCUCCUGCUGCCGCUCGAUAAUUCGGAUAUUGACGACCUCAUACCAUUCGGAUCGUAUGUCAUUAAGCCGGAAAUUCCUCGUUUCGAUCUUGGAGAGUUCUCAAGCGCGGGCGAAUUCCCGGAGAACUCCGACAACUCAGCGAACCACUCUCCGUAUCUCCUCGACAUUGGGAAGGCCGUCAUCGAGCUGGCGGAAGUCUUUCAGGAUGUCCGCAGGAGAAGCUGGCCCAUCGAUAACGAGGAGAGCAGCGUCGUGACGCAAUCCCCAGAAACGGGACGGGAAAUACGCGAUCUCGAUGUCUACGAGGUCCUGCACAUGCAGCCGCGAGCACACGCGGUGAGAUACGUGGUCGCCACGAAGAUGCGGCACGAGCUUAUCGACGUCGCCUUCUACGAGAUCGAAGUGUCCAAGUUACGCGUUCUCCCGAAGAGAACGAUGUCCGGAAAGCCGGGGCUCUGCUUGGAGCAUCUCGCCGGGAAUUGCGAGAACUGCACCAAUUUUCAAGGACGCUCUGACGACGUUACGAAAGUGGAUGUCGUCGGCAAAAGUGUCCUGAAGAACAGCGUCUACGUUCCUGUUUUCCUGAUUGUCAUCGUAUGCGGCACUUUUGCGUGCUGCGUCAUGGCGAUCCUUAUCGUCCAUCGUUUCGCGUCCGAGGAAAUACUUGACGGCAAUCCGACCCUGACAAUCGUCCUCGUCCUGGCCAACCUGUUUACCCUACUGACAGCGCUACCCUUCUGCGUGACGGACAAUUAUUUCGGCGCGGAGAGCCUGAACGCCUGGAAGAUCCUCCUCACCACUCUCGCGUUCGGCCUCACCUUCUCGAUCAUGCUCUCGAGAGCACUUUUCCUCGCCCUGUCCACGGGCGGUGUUUUUGUCAUUCACAUUAACGGCUACCUGCAGAGUCUCAUGGCGCUGUUCAUGUACGGCGUGCAAAUCGCCGUGUCGGUUAUGUUUUUCGUUCUGAGCGCAAUGAAUUCAGCUAUGGUCGCCAGGAGCCUCAUCUUUGUUGCGUUACUAGGAUACGAUAUAUUUUUAUUGAUUGGAUUGUUCGCUGCUUGCUACUUCAUUGUCCGAACGCAACGCAAUUACUACGAGGGAAAAUGCUUCUUCGGCUCUGCUGUCGGUCUAUUGAUAAUAUGGGCGACCUGGCUAAUGUGCUUUACGUUGAUGCAGCCAGAAAAUCGCGACGCAACCGUUUUCUUCGGUAUAAUUGCCACGGCUUACUUAAUUAUUUUCGGUGUCUUAAUACCGAGAAUUUAUUACAUGGUCACGCACACACCCCGAAUAAAAGAACCCGAACAAAAAAUCGAUCCCGUUAAUCUACCGACCGAUUCGAUUGUUAAUACGAUCGUCAGGCAGUCGCGUUCCUCCUACGAUUACGUUCCUCCUACUCGAGAAAGUCAAGUUUUACGAGUGCCAGCAGCAUAUCCAAAUUACUACGGUAAUUCAAGUCCGAACUCGAAAUAUCGCGAGAGAUACGGAAGUCCAAAUCACCGUGAAAUGCCCGUAUACAAUAAUUGCCAAUGUCAUGCUGAAAUGAAGGAGAUCGACGCUGCCUACGCCACGCCACAAGUGUAUAUCGAGAGUACGAAGUCUCUAGCAACAAACGGCGUCAUUUACGCGCAGCCCAGAAUUUAUAAAUCUCGGAGGAUAAUUUUGGGAGAGAGAAGCAAUGCAGAAAUUACUUGUAAUAGAGCUAAUUCUUCACCUAGCCCUGGCAGACUACACGUCGAAAUGUAUCCCAUGAGAUACGCCAGUCCAACGAAUAUGGCGAGAGAGCGAAGAAUCGAUAACGAGGAAGAGGACGAAGAAGACGAAAAAGAUCAGGAGGACGAAUGUGCCAGCAGAGUUACCCGUUUUUGAUAAGUUUCUUUGAGUUUAGUUUCAAGUUUUUUCUUUUAGCUUUAGUAUUCAAUUUUUAAUAUUCUACAUUCUUACAAAUUUUUCAUAAAAUUUAUAAUAGAACGCGUGAAGUAAUUAAGAGAUUUAAAACAAAAUUUAUAAUCUGCAAAAUAUUUCUCUUCGCCACAUUAUGUCUUUUAUUUCUCGAAGCGAAGAAAGACCGAUUUAACUAAUAAGUUCAAGGCCCGUAUUCGUAACCGUUGCGUGAAUUACGUAUUAAAAAACGUAUCAAGUGCUCGAGAUACGAUUUUAUACUUUAGGACAAAUUCGAUAGUCACAUUUUAUUGUAAACACGAAACAAUUAUUAUUGUUCCGAAUGCCAGUAAAGUAUUGUUUGCAAUGUUGCAUGGGUCUGGCGAUAUUAAACGUCUUUAUUAUAGAUGACGUAAAAUCGACAAAUACAAAAUUAGAAUAGACUUUGAACAUCUUAUUUGCAAUGACAAUUCAUGUACGUGUUUAAUAAAUUGAUGAUUGUAACAAA
Molecule: messenger RNA, 4029 nt
Organism: Vollenhovia emeryi
Lineage: Eukaryota; Metazoa; Arthropoda; Insecta; Hymenoptera; Formicidae
Gene: boss
Exons: 8
Coding region: 921-3509 (862 amino acids)
Biological process (GO): G protein-coupled receptor signaling pathway
Cellular component (GO): membrane
Molecular function (GO): adenylate cyclase inhibiting G protein-coupled glutamate receptor activity
Source: RefSeq, a predicted model, not a curated record